AUGGCGUCGUUACCAAACGAUUCGUUGACUGCUGGUCUACGCGGUCUGGACGAGAGACUGCCAGUCACCAUCCGUCACGAUAUCUAUCCAACCAUCGACCCUCAAGAGCUUUAUGAAGCACAGACCUUCAAAAACGACGUUGUACUUGUCACCGGAGCCUCCAAAGGUAUCGGAGCAGGCAUAGCUCUCGGUUUUGCCAAAGCGGGCGCAGCGGUUGUUCUCGUGGCGCGCCAGCAGUCGACGCUUGACGACUCGGAGGCCGAGAUCCUGAAGGCGGUACCGGGAGCUCGAACCAAGACCAUCGUCGCUGAUGUUACGGAUUGGAAAGCCUCCGAAGCGGCUAUUGACGCAGCUGUGAAGCACUUCGGCCGUCUGUCUAUACUAGUAUGCAACGCUGGUACGACGACGAAGUUGGAGACGCCCAUCAUUGAGAAGGAUCCUGAUGCUUGGUGGAAGACAUUUGAGGUCAACGUUCGCGGCGUCUUCAACUUCGCGCGAGCUGCGCUACCGCAUCUCAAGGAAAGCAAGGGUUCAUUCUUCGCACUCUCAUCAGGAGGUGCUCAAGUACGCAUGCGAGGGGGCUCCGACUAUAACACCAGCAAGCACGCCCUCAAUCGCUUUGUUGAGUAUGUCGCACUGGAAACGCCUGAAAUCGCCGCUUUCACCAUCAACCCUGGUCGGAUUGCUACGGCUCUAGCGGAUGCUGCUGGACUUACUGGUCCAGGGUCAUCUUUUGUUGGCACCGAUACUAUCGAGCUGCCGACUGCGACAUUGCUCUAUCUUGCGUCUGGUAGAGCGAAUUGGCUUUCUGGGCGGUACUUGUCUUGCAACUGGGAUCUAUCUGAGAUAGAGAGCGACUGGAAAGCCAAGGUCCUGGAGAAAGACGCGCUGGUGAAUAAACUAUCGAUCCCUUGA
Messenger RNA from Peniophora sp. CBMAI 1063, 915 nucleotides. Lineage: Eukaryota; Fungi; Basidiomycota; Agaricomycetes; Russulales; Peniophoraceae. The record is from the annotation of a GenBank genome assembly.